AUGUCUUUCCAGAAGCCCGAGAAGGAUUUCGGCGAGGGCCCUAAGGUCCACAAGAUCCGUAUCACCCUUACCUCUCGCAAGGUCGCCUCCCUCGAGAAGGUUUGCUCUGAGCUGAUCGACCGUGCCCGCUCCAAGUCCCUCCACGUCAAGGGUCCCGUCCGUCUUCCCACCAAGACCCUUCACAUCUCCACCCGUAAGACCCCCAACGGUGAGGGUUCUAAGACCUGGGACAAGUACGAGAUGCGCAUCCACAAGCGUCUCAUCGACCUCCUCGCCCCCACUGAGACUGUUAAGCAGAUCAUCAUCAACAUCGAGGCUGGUGUUGAGGUUGAGGUCACCAUUGCCGCUUAA
Molecule: messenger RNA, 351 nt
Organism: Aspergillus pseudonomiae
Lineage: Eukaryota; Fungi; Ascomycota; Eurotiomycetes; Eurotiales; Aspergillaceae
Gene: S10a
Product: 40S ribosomal protein uS10
Exons: 3
Coding region: 1-351 (116 amino acids)
Biological process (GO): translation
Cellular component (GO): cytosolic small ribosomal subunit; ribosome
Molecular function (GO): RNA binding; structural constituent of ribosome
Source: RefSeq, a predicted model, not a curated record